AUGAAAAUUUGCUACAACGCUGGAGGCAAAACAAUCACCAGCUGCAUAUUCGCAAAGGAUUCCUUAUUUGCCGUCAGCUACGAGCAUGGUUCUGGUCCAGGACGCGUAUUCAUAAUUGAACUUGACCUCCAUGACGAUGGCACACUGAGGGAACGACGAUGUGUGCCUAUAGCACUGCCCGACGAGCCUGUUUGGGACGGUGAGCGCAACCAUCCUCAGUUCUUAGCUCUCGAUGAGACAGGAAGUGCGCUGUGGCUCAAUACGAAGGUUGGCUUGCUCGUGCUACCCAUGCACAAUUUGCAGCCUGAGACAUGCUGCCUCUGGAAGGAUUUACGUGUGGCGGAGCCGCGCAAGCGGCUUCGACUUCUGGGCAACAGUGUGUUGUUUGACACCGCCACGCGGGAUGUUUACAUACUCUUUGACGCCAGUCGUUGCUGUUAUGACGCCAUGUUUAACCGGGAGAACGACGAAGACGUUUAUGAUGAUUCCCCUUGUUAUGUUCGUCGUCUGGCGCCCAGUCAGAAGCCUGCUGGGAAGCCUUGGCAGGUGAGCUACCCUGACUUGCCGGGCGACUAUGUUUGCAGCGCGGAGUUUACAAUCGACGGCUUUUCGGACUCCUUCUGCAUCUCAGCGUCAUGCCUGCUGCGAUCCACACCGCAGCGAUUGCAGGUCGUGGAUGCUGAUGGCGGCUUCUGGGAGAUGGAGAUCUGA
Messenger RNA from Symbiodinium pilosum, 711 nucleotides. The record is from the annotation of a GenBank genome assembly. NCBI's taxonomy places the organism in Eukaryota, Dinophyceae, Suessiales, Symbiodiniaceae.